Hydractinia symbiolongicarpus is the source of this 2879-nucleotide messenger RNA. RefSeq lists its product as uncharacterized. The transcript is spliced from 5 exons. The coding region runs from base 133 to 663 and encodes 176 amino acids. The record is from RefSeq and is a predicted model, not a curated record. Lineage: Eukaryota; Metazoa; Cnidaria; Hydrozoa; Anthoathecata; Hydractiniidae.
UCGUUCCCUAUAAAUGCAAAAAAAACUAUCCAGUAAAUUUUAAUAAAUUUGAUAUUUUAAAUCGUUGUUCUUCAGAUGUAAACAUGCAUACAUAAUGUAAAAUAAAAGUGGGUUGCUCCACAGUGACGUCACAUGUCGACAAUUGAACGUUCGGGCCACCUUCUGUUAUCAUCGAAAGGAGGAAGUGUAUUUUUAAAUUCUUCUACAGACUGGAAAAAACCUGCGGGAAAUUCCAAUGGAUUCGGUAAAAGAUAUAGAAAUCCAGUGAACUGCUCCAAAUCGGUGUUUGUCCCUACGUCAAGUUACAGUCUUCCACCAACAGACUCGUCAAUGCGCACUCCACAGCCGCUCACAGUGAUGGGAUACCGUUCAGAUAUGUUCGCCAAUCAGCAAAAAUAUCUAAGCAAACAGACAAAGGACAGUAGUAGUUCUUCUUUGGAUAAAUCAAAUUGUUCCAGUUCACUGAGCGCGUUGAAACUUUCACCCACUAGACGUACCGCUAUAAGAUGGAAAGCGAAGCCAUCAACAAGCGCGCGAGCUAAUCAGUAUCCCGACCCACUUUACAAUGCAGACUCAAGUUUCAUGCAGAGAAUAUCAGAAAUGGCUUCUCUAGAAGUGGAGACAAUCAGGUGGGAAAAGUCAAAAAAAAGUCGAAGGAAAUGAUGAUGAAUUAUUUUUAAACUGUAAAUAAAUAUCUUGUGUAAAUAUUUUAUUUAUCUGUUUAUUUAUUUGCUUGAUUUUAAUGGGAAUAUUUUUUUAUUUAAAUUAAUAAAUACUUUGUGCCACUUUAAAUGUAUUUUAUUUACCUUCUUAAAGCGUGCUAUCUUAUUCUAAACCGCGUGUACAUAAAAAUUAGUGCUUGUUUACUCAUCAACUUUAGUUGUUCUUUAUUUUCCUAAAACUAUCCUUUAGGUGACUAAAUCUUUCCUAAUUAUGUUACUUCUUUUUAUCAAAAUCUGCGUUCAUCUUCAACAAGAAAUAGUUGUUUUUUAGUGUUCUUAUAAAAUCAAGUUUUAAAUGAACUCAAACUUUGUUUUGUUAAUGUUGCUCAUAGUUUAGUUUUGACCAUAUUUUGGUCCGAACUUUUUAAAAAGUUUUAUAAGUUACUAUUUUGUGUUCUUUGUCGAUUUCAUAGCGCAUUUGGUGGCACUCCCUUGUUGACAUUCAUAUAAGUAAUUUUAAUACUUUCAUAAAACAAACAAACAAACAAAAAAAAUUAUUAAAAAAUUUUUAGUAGUCACAUCAGCAUUAUUCCAAGACCUAAAAAACUAACACUAUCCUUACCACUAUGAAGUGAAAUUAUUUCUGGAGGGCGAUAUCAUCGUGCCUCUGUGAAGUGGACUGUUUAGAAAAAUGAUGGAAUUUUAAUGAAGUCUCAAUUUUAGUUGUGGAACAUAAAGACAGAGUUCUUUUCUUUUUUUGAUUUUUUUAAUAUUAUUGUGGGAGAAAAAUUACCUAGUUUAGAAAUUUAACUUCUUUUAAAUUUAAAUUUUGCUUUUGAUUUUGUUAAGUCUCCUAAUAAAUCCAGAAAGCGGUAAUUAAUAUAAAACAAAAUCUUGUUUUAAAGUGUUUAUAUUUUUUAGCUAAAUCUCAACCUUUUAAUUGAGUAACAAGUAUAUAAUUAUUAGUAUAUAAUUGGAAACUUGUAAACUCCAAAAUUGUCAGCAAUUUACUGAAGUGAAGAAUCAGAAAAUUAAUCUAAAUAAAGUGAUCCGAAAAAAUUUAUAACCACCUAAUGUUCAAUAUGAUUAAUGAUUUAAAAAAAUUUAAAACCUCAUGUUUAAUAUAACACCCCUUCCUCUAUUCUCUUAAGUCGGGCGAGUUCUUGUUUUUAAAUAAAAGCGGCUUAAAUAUUAGCUUUAAGCUUCGAAAAUAAGAAAGGUGUAUUUUCAAGGAAUAAAAUAUUUUUAUUGCAUGGAUUCCAAUUUCAUUUGUUUACUUCAAAACUUCAGGUCCUUUUUUAUUGAAUUUCCGUGCCCGAAGGCGUAGGAAAUUCUUUAAAACCGUGUUUUUUUCUUUUGGAGCAUUUUUUGAGAAAAAAUAGACCCUGGGAUUUCACGUUUCUCUGAUUUUUUGUUACCUAAAGUCAUUUUAGGCCAAAGUUGGUCCAAAAAUUAAAACUACUUUAUUUUCGACAAAAUUUGGCACAGUCAACAAAGAAAGUAUGCUGAACAUGAUGGUGACAUUAAAAUUUUGGUUUUUGGCCACCCUAAAUGUCAUUUUAGGCCAAAAUUGGUCUAAAAAUCAAAACUACUUCAUUUUAAACAAAAAUUGGCAAAGUUAACAAAAAAUGUAUGCUGAACAUGAUGGUGACAUUAAAGUUUUGGUUUUUGGCCACCUUAAAUGUCAUUUUAGGCCAAAAUUGGUCUAAAAAUCAAAACUACUUCAUUUUCAACAAAAAUUGGCAAAGUUAACAAGAAAAGUAUGCUGAACAUGAUGGUGGCAUCAAAAUUUUGAUUUUUUGUCAACUAAAUGCCGUUUAAGACCAUAAACGUUUCAAUCGCAAGACUUUUAACCAUGAAUGAUAGGCUGUAUUUUUUGUUAGCAAUUUCUUUUAUAAUGUGAGUUUAUUAUGACACGUUUCGUUUUGUUUGCGUUUGUUGUAAGAUAUAAUGUCACUUGUGUGCUUUAUCUUCAGAGCUUCAUGCACCAAACCUCUUCGAAUGUUUGGCACGAUAACAUAACGAAUUAGCAGGUUGUCAUCAAAUAUUUUAGUCGCAAGCGGAAAUUCUUAGAGCCCCCAGGGCUUCUUGUUGUUGUUGUUUUUAGAUUGGUGACCUAAAUACUUCAUGUAGUCAUAAUAUCUUGUAUUGGAUAAACAUGUUCUAGAAAUUUUGACAAAAUUAGAAAUUAAUUUGGUGAGAAAAAAAUAUAUUAAA